UUAAGCUGCGGCUUUCUGCUGCAUCUGCCUGUGCGGGAUGAGCGCGUGAAACGAUGCGGAUGAAGUUGGAAAGUGAUGAGCGGGGAUGCUGAAGCUGCCGGGGAGCCCGCUUUGUUUGGAGGAGCGCAGGGCUUCUGUGCCGCCGUCGUCCCGCAGCUGCUUCCCUGUUGCUUUGUCUUCACUUGGUCCUCUGAUACCGACCGGGAGCGUCGUGGUGCGUCGGGGUUGGACUGGGACCAGCAGCCGCGGCAGCGCCCUCUGCAGGUCAGGACCAUGAACGUUUACGGGACCGGGGCGGCCGGCGGCUCCAGAGACCGGGCGGGUGCAGAGCAUUACCGAGAACAGCGGCGGCGCUCUAGCGACCGCUCACGUGACUCCUCCCACGAGAGAGGAGAGGGCGGGCUCACGCCCUGCAUCAGAAACGUCACCUCCCCAACACGCCAACACGACCGUGAACGUGGCGACGGAGGCUCCUCCUCCAGACCCUCCAGCCCACGCACCGCCAGGGUUUCCCAGAGCUACUACCACAUAGGAGGGGGGUACGCGCCUCGGCCCAUCGUCGGUGCCCCCGGACUGGACUGCCACCCCCACCCCAUGGUCCCGGGGCCGUGCGACUUGGUGUACGUGUACGACGUGAGCAACAAAGAGCAUCGGGGAGCCAUGCGGCCGGGAGAACGCGUCACGCUGAUCGUGGACAACACCAGAUUCGUGGUGGAUCCCGCCAUCUUCACAGCUCAGCCCAACACCAUGCUGGGCAGGAUGUUUGGUUCCGGUCGGGACAACAACUUUACUCGUCCCAACGAGAAAGGCGAAUUUGAGGUGGCAGAGGGCAUCAGCUCCACGGUCUUCAGAGCCAUCCUGGAUUACUACAAGUCUGGGAUAAUCCGCUGCCCCGAUGGCGUUUCCAUCCCUGAGCUGAGGGAGGCGUGCGACUACCUCUGCAUCUCCUUCAGCUACAGCACCAUCAAGUGCAGAGACCUGAGCGCCCUGAUGCACGAGCUGUCCAACGACGGAGCGCGGCGUCAGUUCGAGUCUUACCUGGAGGAGAUGGUGCUGCCGCUGAUGGUGGCCAGCGCCCAGAGCGGCGAGCGGGAGUGUCACGUGGUGGUGCUGACUGAUGACGACGUGGUGGACUGGGACGAGGAGUACCCGCCUCAGAUGGGGGAGGAGUACUCGCAGAUCAUCUACAGCACCAAACUCUACCGCUUCUUCAAGUACAUCGAGAACAGAGACGUGGCCAAGGCUGUGCUGAAGGAGCGAGGACUCAAGAAGAUCCGGCUGGGGAUCGAAGGAUACCCCACCUAUAAGGAGAAGGUGAAGCGGCGUCCUGGCGGCCGUCCUGAAGUCAUCUACAACUACGUCCAGCGACCCUUCAUCCGCAUGUCCUGGGAGAAGGAGGAGGGGAAGAGUCGCCACGUGGACUUCCAGUGCGUCAAGUCCAAGUCCAGCACCAACCUGGCUGCAGCGGCCGCAGACAUUCCCCAGGACCAGCUGGUGGUGCUGCAGCCUCCGGGGCCGCAGGUGGACGAGCUGGACACUCUGCCGCAGCCGCCCGGCGCCGGCGAGCCGCACCCGUUUGGGCCGGGGGUGGAGAUCAACCCGGGCCCCCAGCCCAGCCAUCAGCUUCAGGACAGCCCCCUCCAGGCGGCGGGCGGCCAGCAGCACAGCAGCCACGCCCAGAACACCUACCACUACGAGCCGGACCCCCACACGCCGUCCCCCUCCGCGUGACGGUUCCGCCCGCCAGCAGGAAGUGCUUUUAAUCCACAGACUCCAAAGGGGCAAAAACUGCCACACUGAUGCACAAACACACAAACUCGCUGUUCUGUCAAGCACACCCUUUCAAAAUAAAAGCACAGACACCCCCCCAGCCACUUUGCCUUCUGAUGCACAAACUUUCCCUGACCAAAGGAGGAGCUGCAGUGGGGGGGGGCAUCAUGAAAAGCCUGGAGAGGUUUUGGUUUCCCCAGAAGAGAUUAUUUUAAGAGCCACACAGACGUCACACGCAGGAAGUGAUGUUCGUUUUUUAAUAAAUGCCUUUCACAAUAA
Oryzias melastigma (Indian medaka) is the source of this 2049-nucleotide messenger RNA. It is a transcript of the gene btbd10a, whose product is annotated as BTB (POZ) domain containing 10a. The record is from RefSeq and is a predicted model, not a curated record. Gene Ontology annotation, molecular function: protein binding. Lineage: Eukaryota; Metazoa; Chordata; Actinopteri; Beloniformes; Adrianichthyidae. Gene Ontology annotation, cellular component: cytoplasm. Gene Ontology annotation, biological process: positive regulation of phosphorylation. The transcript is spliced from 8 exons. Bases 76 to 1731 code for a protein of 551 amino acids.